Messenger RNA from Agrilus planipennis (emerald ash borer), 4502 nucleotides. RefSeq names its product ankyrin repeat and BTB/POZ domain-containing protein 2. Gene Ontology annotation, molecular function: protein heterodimerization activity. The coding region runs from base 110 to 4402 and encodes 1430 amino acids. The transcript is spliced from 14 exons. Lineage: Eukaryota; Metazoa; Arthropoda; Insecta; Coleoptera; Buprestidae. The record is from RefSeq and is a predicted model, not a curated record.
AUGAUAUUGCACGUAAAACACAUUGUUAGCUUCAGUUUCCAGUGAAUGAUCGUAACGGUAUGAUACCUCGGUAUAAUUUCGCGUUAGUCAACAUAAAAACGUCAAAAUCAUGCAGCAAUGUGAUGGCAAACGAAACUGUGCCUGUUUUACAUGUGCCCAAUUGGACUCGAUCGAACAGGAUGUACCCAUGCACACGUUCAAUGACAAUUUUAUUUUACAUCCGUCCAAGUAUUGCGACGAUAUCCCUAAACAGUACACCUAUUUUGGAGCGAAAGAUUUUGUGAAUUCAUCUGAGGAAAUUAUACAAGCGAUUGUUAGGGAGAAGAAAUUUACUUUUCCGGAAAAUGAUUCCGACACAGAAGACGCGAUCGGUCGGAAAAAUCACUCUGAUGUAACUAAAUUCAAAUCCGUUGUUUACCUCUGUGACAACAAAUGUGGCGAAAACGACCACGAAAAUUGUGUAACUAUUGACGACGAAAUGAGCUUAGAUUCUAAUAGUGACACCAAUGUGAUUCAAGUCAUUUUCAAAAACAGUUUUCCUUACGCGAACAGUUUAAUUGAUGAUAUUAUGACGUGCGAAAAAUAUUUCUCGGAUGAAGAUUGUGUCGACGAUCUUCCUGUAGGAAUAGAAGCUUUCAUUUACGUUAAACAUUAUCAUAAAAGGCAGGAAAGAUUAUCCAGUAACUCAAGGAAUGAUGCAGCAUAUCCCCCUGUGGAUAAUCUUCCAACAGACCAGACGCUUAAUAAUAAUAAAGAGAACAAAUUUCUGCUUCGGGUUAAUACACCGGCCAAUUUACCGCAAUCGAAACAACAAUUUUCUACUUCUUCCGCCCAAGAUCAGCCUCAAAAUUCUAACGAGAGGAUGGUAUCGCCUAAAGGACGCAUUGAACAUUUUCCUCACAUGUACGUCGCCAAUAACGUGAAAACGUCUACGUUCAAUGAACAGACAGAAAAAAGCAAUCUAUCAAGUGCCAAAAAUAGUUCCAUGAAUAAUACUGAGUUUAAUAAUAAGUACAAUUGUUCGCAUAAUGCUGUUAAUAUGGUACCGGAAAGGGAUACUGGUCCGAACAAAAACUGCGUUAGCAAUUUUACUACCCUUGGAAGACUACAAAUUCCUGAUUCUGGCCAAAAUAAAUUAAACGAUAACGGCAGUGGUACCGACGAAAGAAGAAAGUUGGCUAGUAGACCUCAUCAUCAUGUCUCUGUACAUGAACUUAGAAUCCAGCACCGUACGCAGCACUGUAAUAGUUCCUCAGACGAAAAUAGGUCAUCCGGACAUGCCAGUAUGUCUGACACAGGUAAUAGUUCGCCUCGGGGAGUUGCAACUACAAAUGAAAGACUGACAGCGGGAGUUUUACAAAAAGGACCCCGUAACCGAACGACUUCCCAACAUAGCAGAUCGCGAUAUAGAGCAACUCCAGCAAAAUUACAGGUUCCUUGGACAGGAAAUGGAGGUCUGGAAGAUAUAAAAAUGGCCCUCCAACAGUUGACCAUGAGGUCGCAUACUUCCACUAGUACUUAUUCUAGUGUAAGUGCAGGAUCAGAAAGCUCAGAGCCGGUAAUCCGGCGAUUAAUUCGUCAUUCUUCUUUAGAAACUAUAAACACGAACAUUACGAAUGCGGAUGAAUUUGUCUGGGUCGAUUCUCACAAUCGUUUGGUAGAACUUCAACAUUUACCUUGGAACAAUCACUGUUUAUUAAGGGUGCUUCAAACAGGACGUUGUCGAGAAAGUAUAUCAAGAGUUAGCAUAGAAACUAUUCCUAGAUUGUCGUAUUUACUUCAAAGGGCACUUGUCCGAUUGGGUCGUGAAACACAAAGACUGUCGUCUAAUUUGGGCAUUUGUACCAAGCACGACAUAACCGUCUCGUUUAGGAUCGUACUGUGUCCUCCCCUUGCGGAUUCUUGUAUAAAGGCUUGUCAGAGGGCAGCUGCAAUGCUUGCGAUGUCGGGCGAUGGUGCCCUUAAACAGAACAAAUCUCUCAGGGCCGGACUUCAAUUACAUGUCGGAAGGUUUCACAGGUGGAUGAUGGAUGUAAAGUUGGGAAGGUUUAUUCAUGAAUAUGCAGCGGUAUAUUUAUGUGCAGGAAUUGAAAAUCUUUUGGAAGAAAUUUUGCUACAAUGUUUACCAAGUGAUUCUAAAACUACGCUUACAGCAACACUUUUAGAACAUGCAAUAGCCAACAAUGGUGACUUAUGGGGUCUGUUGCAGCCGUAUGCCCAUCUUAACGCUGGCAGAAUAGCUUCCGGCGCGUUGGCUUUACCACGUUGGGCAUCGGAAUCGAGUGUAAAUUCAGGAAAAGAUUCUGGUCGAGGAUCGGGCCCCAUCGAGCCGUCCAUAAUGACAACGUGUGUUGGUUCUUUGACUGAACUUCAAGACCUUUUAAGCAGGAUGCAGUGCCGUAUACCAUUAUGUUCACAAGCCGUAAGAGCGUUAUUUUACUUCAUGAGAUGUUCUCAACUGGAACACGGUGAACAAACGGGAAAUGCCGUACAGGAAUUGUGUUACGAAAGGGCUUAUGUUGUUUUACCUCCUCUUGUGGAAUGGAUACGUGUUGCCACUGCCCACGGAGAACAUCGAUUCGCAGCAAUUUUAGACAAAGACGAUAUUAUGCAAGCGGCAAGAUUAUUACUGCCUGGAGUUGAUUGUCCAGUGAGGACAUUAGGAGAAGAAGCUUUGAGAGUUAAGAAGAACAAUGGAAGUGGAGAUGACGAAAUUGAAGCUUCUAAGCAAAUCCAGAUUGAGCUUGCAUUCCGAUUGAUGAUGACAGGAAGACAUGAGCUUAUUCGCCAAGCAUUGUCACUUCUACCUUGUGAAACGCGUUUAGACACUCUGAAUCUUCAAGGCCACACUGCACUCAUGCUAGCAGCACUUUAUAAUGAUGACACUACUCUUUUGGCUUUGUUAGAUGCUGGAGCUUCAGUAGAUACGGAAACGCCAGUUGGUGGUUGUCCAAAUUUUGCUGCGGUAAAUGGUGAAACUCAGCAUUGGACCGCAUUGACGUAUGCAACUGCCAAAGGUCAUAUACUGUGUGCACGUUUGUUGCUGGAAAGGGGGGCGAAUGUUGAAGGGGGUGCUCGACUGAGUGAAGAUAAAUGCACGUUAACUCCAUUACAAGUUGCUUGCGGUAGCGGAAAUGCGGAUAUGGUUUCGUUAUUGUUGGCCCACGGUGCUAAUCCUUUUCUGUCGACGCAAGUUAAAGAUUCCUUGUGUUAUUCUGCUUCCAUGCAAAAGGGUACAUAUUGUGCCAUUUCAGUCGCCGCAGCUCAUGGUCAGCGAGCCAUCCUCCAAAAAUUAGUCAAUCAGCCAGUAAUUCCUGCUUUUCAGGAAGUUCUAUCUUUGGAAGAAAUGCUUGCGGAAGGUGCAAAGGAAUCGUGUUCGUCGUCAAGCAGUGUUGUAUCUCAGUUUACCAAAGCUCAAAUAAAAGCUCUCCAAGAGUCGAUGUAUCAUAGUGCAGAGAAUAACCAUCUGGACAUUACGGUGGAGAUAAGAAGCCUAGGGAUUCCUUGGACGUUACAUUGUUGGAUGCAUUCUCUAGGGGCAGCUCAUGAGGCCAGACUGGACUGUGUUAUUGAUCAAUUAUUGCAAGAUUUCUUGCAGGUAUUUCCGGACGAUUACAGUCAGCAGUUUGUACAGGAAUGUUUACCACUACUUUUCAACAUCUUCAGAUAUAGUAAAAAAGAAAGCACAACGUUAUUAUUGGCGGACAUUUUCUCAACAUGCUUCGGGUGGGAGCCCAUAAAGCCCAUUCGGGAUUGUGUAACUUCUGGCAACAAUAGUUCUCGCAUAGAUCCCAAGUAUGUUAACAAUCCUGAAUUGAGCGAUGUGACAUUCAGGGUUGAAGGAAGGAUUUUCUAUGCUCAUAAGAUAGUUCUUGUCACGGCCAGCCCCAGGUUACGGGCAAUGUUAAGUUCAAAACUUUGCGAAGGUGGUACACCUACGGUUCAAAUCAAUGACGUACGGUACCAUAUAUUCCAGAUCGUUAUGCAGUUUCUCUACCAAGGCGGCUGCAAGGAUUUAGAGCCCGCGCAAGAAGACAUACUGGAAUUAAUGGCGGCAGCCAAUUUCUUUCAGCUGGACGGUUUAUUGAGAUAUUGCGAAGCACGCUGUGCUGCUAUGUUAGCUUUAGACAAUGUUGUGUUUAUGUACAUUCACGCGAAAGUAUAUAAUGCAAUGCAGCUGUUAGAGUACUGUCAAGGUUUCCUUUUGCAAAAUAUGGUGGCUCUGUUAACGUACGAUGAUUCGGUCAAACGAUUGUUGUUUGCGAAAAAGCUUCCCAAUCAUGAUGUAUUGGGAGGAUUGCUUAACACGCUACAGAAUCGGAUAAAAACGAGGAGAUCUCAAGGCAACACUAAAUUUACUUCGACCAAUGUCCAAAAACCUAACAUUGGUGGAAGCAAGUAAAUAUUUUGGAGGUGCAAACGUAAUCACAAAGUAGAAUGAAGAUUCGGACUAUAGGGCCGUGGUCUAAGUGAACUAUUCCGUCUAGACGUUUCGUCAGCUA